CAUUGACUCAUAGCAGGUGUGUUUACAUGUUUUGUAUAUAUACGUUUGCCACACCUUUCAACUUUAAUUAAUUUUAAUGUAAUUAAUAAAAAAACACUAUUUAAUUUUAAAUGUUUGUGCUUGAUUACAAAUAAAAUCAUGCAUUACGGCAAGAAAUCACCAAGUAUGGGUACCCCAUCAGUGUAUUCACACGUAACAAGUCGUUCAUCGGCAAAUUUACGUUCUUCACGUUCAGUAAAAUCAUUAAAAGUGCCUUGGUAUCGUAAACCAAUUCUACAGGAAUCGAUAUUUUUAGAUGUUCAAAGAUCUUCAUUGAUUACAGCUUUUUUCUCUUUGUUUGUAUCGUUAUUUACUAUUAUUGUUGCUAUUUUCGAUGUAUACUGUUAUUCAAUGGCGGCUCCUGGAUCUACUCAUUAUGGAUAUUAUAUUCUUUCAUACCAAUUUGUUUACGUUGGUAAUUCAAAUGUACGAAAUGCCUUAGUAAUGUUUGCCUUAUUCUCACUGGUUGGAGCUAUUGCAGUGUUUGUGACAAGUAUCAUGUUAGUUAUUGCAUUACGCAAAGAAUAUGAGAAAAAAAUGGUACCAUGGUUGAUUGCAUAUUUUGUGUUUAUAGUAUUCCGAUUUUUAGCAACAUUAUUCUUUUGCAUUGUGAAUGAUAUGAUAUUCGCGUAUAAUGUUUUUAUGGGUCUUAUUUGGUUUACUAUCAUUGCAUUCAGUGUUUAUGGUUGGCUAUUGGUUUAUUCGUUGUAUGUUGAAUUAAGUGAUUUGACAAAAUUGGAAGAUUUAGCACAUUUACGGAUGGGCACCAUGGCCUCGCUGAAUGCAUCGACGACGCAUUCCUUGGCGGGCUCUAGACCGACAACUCCGCACAGUACGGUAUCAACGAUGCCAGUUUAAAAACAAGUGUGUUCAUUACAAGAUAGUUUUUAAGAUAAAACUUAUAUAAUUAAUCCGUCCGUAUUUUAGUAUUUUUUUUAAACAAUAUUUUGAUAUUUGAAUAUAUUUA
This is a messenger RNA of Chrysoperla carnea, 1006 nucleotides long. RefSeq lists its product as uncharacterized. Bases 139 to 897 code for a protein of 252 amino acids. NCBI's taxonomy places the organism in Eukaryota, Metazoa, Arthropoda, Insecta, Neuroptera, Chrysopidae. The record is from RefSeq and is a predicted model, not a curated record. The transcript is spliced from 5 exons.